CAAAUCUGUUACAACCUGGUUACUAGAGCGGAUGGGUUUCAGUUUAGGUUCGUGAACCAGUUUUGUUUCCCAACUCUACAAUGGGUAGAGGUGAACAAACCAGGUUUUUUUUAAUAUCCGGGUUCGGGUAUAUACCCGGGUACAUGUGUGAUCGGGUUUUGACUUUUCAGGUAUUGGCCAUCCGCCAUACCCGGGUACAUGUAUGAUCGGGUACAAACCGGAUACGAAUAACCCGAGUUCGGGUAUUGAAUAUAAUAUGCAUACCCGGUCACUACCCUACGGGUAGGGUCGGGUUCUGGUUUAAAAAAACCGGUUUUUCUAAUACCCGGGUUUGGGUCCGAGUUUUUUGUGCACCUCUAACAAAGGGUCGGGCUCUUGGGCUGCCGGUUCUUACUUAGCCCUAAACGGCUAAACUAAGUUCACAAUUUGUAUGGAUGGACUCACUAACCCAAAAGUAAAAAGCCCAUUUGAUCAUUCCCAAUAUUGGACAAAAUAUAAACACUAGCUCUACAAUGUGACACGAGUAGACAUAGAAACAGAGCCACAUAGUUUCAUUUCUCCAACUCAUCUUCAACCUCACUCUAAUUUCUCUAGAUUCCAAAUUAAUUUCAACCAAUAAUAAUAACCUCUCAUCUCAAUUCCAAUCACAAUAUUACUAACACCCUCGUCUUCCAAUUUGCUAUCCCUCAUUCUCAUUUGUGAAUAAACAGAGUCCCAUAACAAUGGAGAUGACUGUUGGAAUACACAAUUACGUCACUCCAAAACUUAGGCCUAAUUACAAGAACUCGUCUUUUCUCAAAACCCAACUGCCUGUUGGUCGCAAAUUGUCUUCUUGUUCUUCUUCCACCAUAAAGUUUCCAUCUUUUUCGCAUUCUAGAAGAAACCCACUUCACAGUUUUAUUAAAUGCUCUGUUUCUGAAGCUGAGGCUACUGAUACUGCCACUGAGAAGGUGGAGUUAGUGAGGCGAAAUGAUAUAAGGAACAUAGCAAUCGUUGCUCAUGUUGAUCAUGGAAAGACAACUCUAGUGGACGCAAUGUUGAAACAAGCAAAGGUAUUUCGUGAUAAUCAAGUUGUAGAAGAAAGAAUAAUGGAUUCAAAUGACUUAGAGCGUGAAAGGGGAAUUACAAUCCUCAGUAAAAACACAUCUAUUACUUAUAAAGAUACGAAAAUGAACAUUAUUGACACUCCGGGUCAUUCGGACUUUGGAGGUGAAGUAGAACGUGUUCUUAAUAUGGUGGAAGGAAUUCUACUAGUGGUGGAUUCCGUUGAGGGCCCAAUGCCACAAACAAGAUUUGUUUUAAAGAAAGCUCUUGAAUUCGGUCACGCGGUUGUUGUUGUUGUGAAUAAGAUUGAUAGACCAUCUGCACGCCCUGAAUUCGUUAUUAAUUCCACUUUUGAACUCUUUAUUGAACUCAAUGCAUCUGAUGAACAGUGUGACUUUCAAGCAGUGUAUGCAAGUGGUAUAAAGGGAAUGGCUGGACUUUCUCCUGAUAAUUUGGCAGAUGAUCUCGGACCACUUUUCGAGACGAUAAUUAGAUGCAUACCCGGGCCACGUGUUAAGAAAGAUGGCUCACUUCAAAUGCUUGUCACGAGCACUGAGUAUGACGAGCACAAAGGAAGAAUAGCUAUUGGGCGGUUACACGCCGGAAUUUUGAAUAGAGGCAUGGAUGUUCGGAUAUGCACACCCGAUGAUGCAUGCAGAUUUGGAAAAGUUAGUGAGUUGUUUGUGUUUGAGAAGUUUUCAAGGGCACCUGCGGAGAGUGUUGAGGCGGGUGACAUUUGUGCCGUGUGUGGUGUUGGUGAUGUUCAGAUUGGAGAGACCAUUGCUGAUAAAGCUGACGGGAAGCCUUUGCCUACUAUUAGUGUGGAAGAACCCACCGUAAAAAUGGCUUUCUCUAUCAACACUUCACCCUUUGUUGGUCGUGAGGGGAAGUAUGUUACAAGUAGAAAUUUAAGAGACAGACUGUACCGCGAGUUGGAGAGAAAUUUGGCCAUGAAAGUCGAAGAUGGUGAAACCGCGGAUGCUUUUCUUGUUAGUGGGCGUGGUACUUUACAUCUCACUAUACUGAUAGAAAACAUGCGAAGGGAAAAUUACGAAUUCAUGGUGGGUCCUCCGAAAGUAAUUAACAAAAAGGUCGAUGAUAAGGUUCUUGAACCUUAUGAGAUUGCGACUGUAGAGGUGCCUGAAGAACACAUGGGCGCGGUCGUUGAACUUCUAGGUAAAAGGCGUGGACAGAUGUUUGAUAUGCAAGGAGUUGGUUCUGAAGGAACGACGGUACUGAAAUACAAGAUACCGACUCGUGGGCUUCUUGGGCUAAGAAAUGCCAUUCUAACGGCUUCCCGAGGAACAGCUGUUCUCAACACGAUCUUUGAUAGUUAUGGGCCCUGGGCCGGCGAUAUGACAACCCGUGAUCUGGGAUCCCUGGUCGCGUUUGAGGAUGGGACGUCAACUUCUUAUGCUCUUUGUAGUUCUCAAGAACGAGGACAGUUGUUUAUUAAACCCGGAGUAGAAGUUUACAAAGGCCAAAUUGUUGGCAUUCAUCAACGAUCCGGUGACUUGGCACUCAAUGUAUGCAAAAAGAAAGCAGCUACCAACGUUCGCUCCAAUAAAGAAGUGUCCGUUGUUCUUGAUACACCGUUGGAUUAUAGUCUUGAUGAUUGCAUUGAAUACAUCCAAGAAGACGAGUUAGUUGAAGUAACUCCAAAAAGUGUUCGGAUGUUGAAAAACCCGAAGAUGAACAAAAAGGGUCGGUAAACAAGAUCAAAAGAUGACACAUUUUGGUGAUCAAUUAAGGAUUUUUGCACCAAUAUAACCAUACGGUGCUGUUUACACGAGGUAAUACGUGAUGAAUAUAGAAGAUUUUUUUUAGUUCUUAAAACAUUAAAAAACAUGCGGUUAUGUAGACUGCGCUGUGAUCGCCAAUAUGACGGAUUUAUCGUGUAUAAACUUCACAAAUUAGUAGCGGGUAGUGUCGCAGAAUCGAUGUUAAGAAAAGAAAAUGAAUAGAUUUUGGCUUGAUACAAGUUGUUUGUAACAUCAUAUAUAGUUUUGUGACCAAACACUACAUUGAUAAUGCAUUUUUGAGUUCCAUAUA
Helianthus annuus (common sunflower) is the source of this 3096-nucleotide messenger RNA. Its product is annotated as putative elongation factor TypA-like SVR3, chloroplastic. Bases 723 to 2756 code for a protein of 677 amino acids. The transcript is spliced from 14 exons. Lineage: Eukaryota; Viridiplantae; Streptophyta; Magnoliopsida; Asterales; Asteraceae. Gene Ontology annotation, cellular component: ribonucleoprotein complex; cytosol. The record is from RefSeq and is a predicted model, not a curated record. Gene Ontology annotation, molecular function: GTP binding; GTPase activity.